Molecule: messenger RNA, 424 nt
Organism: Hibiscus syriacus
Lineage: Eukaryota; Viridiplantae; Streptophyta; Magnoliopsida; Malvales; Malvaceae
Product: 40S ribosomal protein S29-like
Exons: 3
Coding region: 99-269 (56 amino acids)
Biological process (GO): translation
Cellular component (GO): ribosome; cytosolic small ribosomal subunit
Molecular function (GO): structural constituent of ribosome; zinc ion binding
Source: RefSeq, a predicted model, not a curated record
UACUUAACCAAACACCACCACCGGGAAAUCUAGGUUUUCAAUUCAGUCUCCGUUUCUCGUUUUCAGAGCAUUUGUGCAAUAGCGGCAGUCAAUCAGUAAUGGGUCACUCUAACGUCUGGAACUCUCACCCCAAAACCUACGGCCCCGGCUCUCGCGCCUGCCGUGUUUGUGGCAACCCUCAUGCCAUCAUUAGGAAGUACGGUCUCAUGUGUUGCAGACAAUGCUUCCGUAGCAAUGCCAAGGAAAUUGGAUUCAUCAAGUACCGCUGAAGAGUUAUAUGGUGUAGAGUGGGAAUGACUUUGUCGAAUUAUCGUUCUUCGUAGUAUGUUUUUUGGAUUUCAAAGAACUUAAAGAAAAAUGUCUUUUUGGUUAAUUUAGUAUGAACCUUAAAGUAAUUGUUGAACUAAGAAUAUUUUGGUGUCCC